Molecule: messenger RNA, 2439 nt
Organism: Xiphophorus hellerii (green swordtail)
Lineage: Eukaryota; Metazoa; Chordata; Actinopteri; Cyprinodontiformes; Poeciliidae
Product: ras-related and estrogen-regulated growth inhibitor-like protein
Molecular function (GO): GTP binding; GTPase activity
Source: RefSeq, a predicted model, not a curated record
AAAGUUUCCCUGUUAUUCCAGGUGCAGUAACAUGCUGCCUGUGUCAUAUUCAUGUCUAAGGGAAAACAUUCUAGAUUAGUAAUCCGAAGCUCCUUGAUACUCAGGUCAUUAUAAAAAGUAAAGAUGUAAAGAUAAUUUAGUUUGAUUUGUAGGCAGCCUAACUACAAACUGUCCCAGCCAAUUAUAUGAGGGCCUUUUUCUGUUCAGCCAAUCAAUGUUCCAAGUCUGUAGAUUUAGCUAACCACAGGAAAAUAAACAAAAACUGAUAAAGUCUUUAUGGCAGGGGAUUUAUUAAACUACACCUCCCCCUUGUGGCAACUCUGAGUAGAACAGUGCCCACUCAGAGAAUAGAAAUCUGCUAAGAAUUUCAUAAAAACGGUGAAUAAAAUAAUGAAUUUCACAAACUAUAAUAAAAUGCACUAUUUAUACUAAAAAACAGCAAUUUGAGUACAUUUUCUAUCAACUCUCUUUUGUCACUUCCUCUAUUUAAGUUUCACAACACUUCAUUGCCAAAGGUAGAGUCACUCCUCCAGAUUAUUGAACCUAGAUGUUCCACACACUUUCGUAGCCGCGGGUUAAUAAAACCAAGCACAUAAUCAUGCUAAUUAGUUCUGAAAGCAGAUCAGCAAAUAAUAUAGUGUUAGAUAUAAACAGAAAACUGUGUUCAACAGCAUUGAUGACUAGUCAGAUUAAUCAGAGAAUUCAAAAACGCACAGUUGUCUUGAUUUGAUUGAUCACCAGAUUUCGUGAUUUUUUUUUUUUUUUCACGACCAACUUAAACAAGAACUUCAGCCUCAGUUUGGAUUCUGAAUUCAUUCACUGGGUAACUAAUGCACUUUUGGGGGGACAAAGGGUGACUCUUCAAAUUAGAUCUCACAUUUUAUAUUCGCCCUUUAGAGAGAAACCUAUAAUAAGGGUUUAGUAGGGCUGCACCUCCUCAGUACAGUAGGAGCAUUAGCACCACACACACUGAGUCUAGAUUUGAUUUGAUUUCUUCCCCCCCGCGCUGUCUCUUUGCCACGUGACAUAGAAAUCAUUAAAUUAUAGCAGAGGUCUGACAGUUGUUGUUUUGCUCGCCUGCUAGCCCCGCCCACCUGUCCCUCUUAUAACAGCUGCCUUCAGACGGCUGCGGGGACACAGCAGCGGACCCGGUCCUCAUCCACACAUGGAUAUCUAACAAGUUUCCCACUCACAAUGGAAGCCAAUAUUGUUGUUAUGGGGACAGAAAGUGUCGGGAAAUCAGCAAUGACUGUGCGCCUGUUGACUCGGAGAUUUAUAGGUGAAUAUGGAGACAUCGAAUCCAUCUACAGCCAGAGUUUUAUAGUAGAUGGCAGAGAGGUCACUCUGAAUAUCUGGGACUCCCCUUACUCUCAGGAUUUGUCUGUGGAAGCCUCACAUUUGCAUAAGAAGAUCCAGUGGGCAGACGGCUUCGUCCUGGUCUACAGCAUCUGUGACAGAGCCAGCUUUAACGCCAUCAGCAGGCUGGUUCAGAAGAUCAAAUCCACCAGAGACUGCUUUAGCAGGGAUAAGGUCCCCAUAGUGAUAGUGGGCAACAAAAAGGACCUGCUCCACAGACGGACAGUGUUGAGUGAGGAGGGCCGGAUGCUGGCCCUCAGCAUGGACUGCCUCUUCUAUGAAGUCUCGGCUGCAGAGAACUACCACAGCGUUGUCUCUGUGUUUAACGGCCUUGUGGACAGGAUGAAGGAUGCCAAGCUCACCACAAAGAGACCUCUGAGGUUUAAGGGCAUAGUAAAAAGCAUGUCUGCUGUGUUUGCCAGAAGAAGGACAGAUUCACUUUGAGAGAAAAAUGUAGGGAGAAGAAAAGGCUGGAAAUUGUGGGCAUUUUACCAGAUGGAAAAAAUAAUAGUACGAAAUGACUCUGAAUUCGGAUAAGGCUAUCAAGCUUCAGAAAAUAUGAACUAAAACACACAUGUUGCCGAUGUUCCCUGGACCUCAACAAGAAAAUGGCUUUCAUCUUUCUGGACUGUAAAAAAACUGUUUUGUGCAGGAUAUUUAAUCUUUAUUUAUCUGUGUUAAAUAAAAAGUGCACACUGGACUUAGAUGUCUUCAUGUAAACAUAAAAGUGUAUUCAAAUUCUUCCAGUACUGUUGACGCUUAUACCAAAGAAAUGGUCUUAAAAGAACCAUUUCAAGCAUACUGUCAUUUUAAACUAAAAGCUGCAUAACUCCAUGCAUUCACUUCUUGUCUAUUGUACUAAACAACACAUAGCCUUUAACACAACAUCAGUUUCAAAGCUGUGAAAUUCAGUUUGGUCAAAGUGUAAUAUUUGUUGCAUAGAAGGAGGAGUGCACCUUCGAGAAAAAUGUUGUCGUUCUCAAAUAAUGGAGUGUGUUUUUAUUUUUAAUAUUGUUUUUCCAUUUCCUUGAAUGUGAACCAUUAUUGUUUACAGCUGGAAAUAAAGAAUGAACCUAUAUUUCA